Molecule: messenger RNA, 1572 nt
Organism: Paramacrobiotus metropolitanus
Lineage: Eukaryota; Metazoa; Tardigrada; Eutardigrada; Parachela; Macrobiotidae
Product: basic proline-rich protein-like
Exons: 6
Coding region: 1-1572 (523 amino acids)
Source: RefSeq, a predicted model, not a curated record
AUGUCACUUAAUAAUAAAGCUUCUAAGUCAUGGGAGUUUGACAGGCCCAAACAACCCUGUUCGGGUUACAGAUUAGCACUGGGAGCCCUGGCCAGCGUCCCUCCCCACUCCCCGCGGCACGAGACCCCCACGGCCCGCACUGCUGUUCGCCAGGCGACGAUCCUCGGAGGUCCGGUUUCCCCCCUGCGGCGCGCUCGCAGCCGCAGCCGCAGCCGCAGCCCUUCUCCCACGGGACCGCCUCGUCCGGCACCGAAUGCCCCGGUUGCUGGGCGCGCCUCCACUGCUGGCCGGCCACCGCCGUCGGCCCCGACGCCAUCGCCCUCUGAGCACGCCUCCUUCUAUCCCGCGCAGCAGUCGGGCGGCGGGAACGCUGGGGCCGGCGUGCUCGGCGAUCAGGGAAUGCGCAUGACGUCGGGAUAUCCGCCCGGGAGUGGGCCGGGACCGCAGCCGCUUCGCUCCACCCCGAUGGAACCCUUCCCCGUUGCACAGGUGGACAACCGGUCCGAUCCGUUCCCCGGCCAUCCAGGAAGCUCCCAGCCGACGGACGCUGUCCAGGUGGUACAGCGCCACUCCAGCCUGCGCCCCCGGACACCGGGCACCGAUGUUCACCAAAAUCCGGCUGGUCGAGGGCCGCCCCGAAUGGAGACCCAGGCCGCUCCCUCAUCAUCCGGCUAUUUCCAGUUUGGGCGCGCUUUCGGCGGCCCGUCGCCGACCUCGGCCCCGCCCCCGCCGACCCGGUUCUUCCCGGAUAUCCGCGGUCAGAUCCGUCCGUAUCCGGCCUCGGCGCACCCCCCUAUCAUGCUGGUGACACAGGGAACUCCACGUCCUCCGGAACCGCCUCCGCCAGGUGUGAUCCUGGGCGGACCGCCGGUCCCGCCUCCCUUUCUGUGGGCACCGCCAGCAAUGCCUCCGCUGAUGUGGCCACCGCCGGCACUGCCUCUCUUCCAGUGGGCGCUGCUUCCCAACCUGCGCGGACCGCCCGCGGCGCCUCCCAUCCUGCGCGGACCGCCCGCGGCGCCUCCCAUCCUGCGCGGACCGCCCGCGGCGCCUCCCAUCCUGCGCGGACCGCCCGCGGCGCCUCCCAUCUUGCGCGGACAACCGGUACAGGGACGGAUGCAGGGGGCGCCCCCGGGUGGUCUGCCGCCAGGUGCCGGUGGUGGCGCGCGCCAACGUCUCCCCGGCGUCCAACCUCCGGCCAAUCCCGCGGUUCCCGGUGGUCCGCUGGAGUUGCCCCGACAGGACUUAGAAUUUCAGAUCAACGAACAGGAAGCGGCUGAUUUUCUUAUGGACCGCAAUAGACAUGUAAACGAGCUGAUUCAGCGCUUCCGUCUGCACGUUUUGGAUGAUCAGAUUGGGCAGAUUACCGCUCCCAAUUUAUGGUUUCCCACAGAAUCAGGAUUAUUCCGUAUCCGCAUCCAGCCCCUUCCGGGACUUCGCGACAUUCCCAAAGCCAUGGGCAACAAAAGACAAACGUUCAAUAAUGAAGGAAAUGGCAUUUCAUACCUGCAGCCUAAUGCGAUUGUGGACGAGCGGUUGUAUCAGAAUAGUGUGGCGUGCCUGUUAUUCUGCUAG